AUGGCGGAGAAGACAGAGACCCCAACCUCUAAAGACAUGGGGGUGAUUGAGAGCACUGCCGUUGGUGAGAGGACAAGCGGCGACGCGAUGGGAGCCGCCUCCUUCUACAUUGACCCCGUCAAGGAACGCAAAGUCAUGAGGAAGUUUGAUUUCUAUGCCAUCGGCCUCUUGGGCCUUUUUUACAUGGCCGCAAAUCUCGACCGGGGCAACAUUGGAAACGCCAACGUAGCUGGCAUGAGUAAGGACCUCGGCCUCGUCGGCAACCAAUUCGGAACGGCGACAACGCUUUUGUACGCCACAUAUGUCCCCUUCGAGACCCCCGUCGCCGUGCUCUUGAAGAUCGUCGGUCCGAAACCUCUUCUCUCGGUCUGUGCAUUUGCAUGGGGUGUCUCCUGCCUUGGCAUGGGAUUCAUCCAAAACUACAAGGGGCUGUACGCGUGUCGGCUUCUCAUCGGGGCCUUUGAAGCGGGUCUGAUCCCUUGUAUCAAUGUCUACCUCGGCCUCGUCUACAAAAAGGAGGAGCGCGCCAAACGAUCUGCCGUCAUCUUCGCCUUCUCAGCCUGCUCCAGCGCUUUCGGCGGCCUUUUCGCGUAUGGUCUUUGCCAGAUCUCCGGCCCUGGCAGCUUCGAGGGCUGGCGCUGGCUGUUUAUCGUGGAAGGCAUAUUGACCAUUCUGCUGGUGCCGCUCUUCUUCUUCGUUUUCCCCAUCUCGCCGCUGGAGGCUUGGUUUCUCACUCCCGAAGAGAAGCAAAUCAUGCGAGCAAGAUACGACAGCGAUCCUCACUGGGGAAUUGACGAAGGAUUCAGCUGGGUGGAAGUUUUCAAGAUCUUUAAGGAUCCCAAAUGGUACUGCUUCUGGAUAUACCAGUUCUCCAUCAACAUCUCGUUGUACUCUUUCACUACCUUCCUUCCCUCGAUUAUCAGCGGGUUGGGCUACCACAAUGUCCGUGCCAAUCUAAUGACCGUCCCGGUCUACUUUUGGGGCAUGUUCUGGUGUUUGUUCAUCGCCUGGGCUUCGGACAGAUCUGGUCUCCGAGGACCAUUUAUCGCAGCACAUCUUCUGGUCCUGAUCAUCGGAUACUCAAUCCUGGUGGCCGUCGACUCUCUGGGUGUUCGAUAUUUUGGAUGUUUCGUCGUCGCCACGGCCAUAUACGCUAAUACUGGUACCUCACUCAUGUGGCUCAAUGACAAUGUAUCGCGGCAUUUCAAACGUGCCACCAUGCUGGGCGCCACAACCACCCUUGCCAACACAGCUGGGGUGGCUGUCGGUCAGAUCUUUACCUCCGACACUUCACCUCGGUACCUCAAGGGUAUGUAUGUUGCAAUGGGCUUAGCGGGUGUCGCCUUCCUGUCGAUGGUGAGCAUGAUGAUCGGAAUUAAAAUCGUGAAUCGCCAGCGAGCCGAGAAGUUGCGGCGGGCAGAGGAGAACGGCACACCCAUUGCGCCUCAGCCAGAGUUAGGAGACUCGGAUCCUCAUUUCGUGUAUAAAUGGUAG
This is a messenger RNA of Fonsecaea erecta, 1494 nucleotides long. RefSeq lists its product as hypothetical. Gene Ontology annotation, molecular function: transmembrane transporter activity. NCBI's taxonomy places the organism in Eukaryota, Fungi, Ascomycota, Eurotiomycetes, Chaetothyriales, Herpotrichiellaceae. Gene Ontology annotation, biological process: transmembrane transport. The transcript has 6 exons. The record is from RefSeq and is a predicted model, not a curated record. The coding region runs from base 1 to 1494 and encodes 497 amino acids. Gene Ontology annotation, cellular component: membrane.